CCUGCUGCCGCCGCCGCCGCCGCUGCCGCCGCCGCCGCCGGGGCACAACCAUGGGAGGCGAGACCCCCUCACCGGUGCAGCUGAGCUCGAGGGCUUGCAGAAGACUGGGCAGUCUCCUCUGAAACGGAGGCGCCCCGAGGACCCCCUCCCUCCCCAAGGAAGAGAACUGGCGAAGCCACGGAUUUUCAUGGCGCAGGCCGCAGAGCCGCGAACGAAGACCGAAGGUUGCUUCCCAGCUCUUCCAGUCUCUAACUGUCUAGGUCCGGACCAUGAGAGAUGGUGUUGAGAAUUCGGCUGUACCCUGGCGCGCUGUGGAAGCCAUCUCCAAAUUAGCGAUCACAUAUGGAAACUGGAGACCAGAAUUUUAGGAAAAGAGAUUAAGGCAUCUCACUUGGGGGGGGUGGGGGGUGUCUUUUUAUUUAUUUUCCCUUUUUUAAAAAAAACCGCUGCAACUGGAACAGUUUUUUGAUCUCAAAAGCUUGAUGACCAUCGCUGUGGGAACCGACUAUUGGCUGUACUCCAGAGGGGUUUGCAAGACCAAAAGUGUCAGUGAGAAUGAAACCAGCAAAAAGAACGAGGAAGUUAUGACCCAUUCCGGAUUAUGGAGAACCUGCUGCCUCGAAGGGAACUUCAAAGGUCUGUGCAAGCAAAUCGACCACUUUCCGGAAGAUGCGGACUACGAAGCUGACACCGCAGAGUAUUUCCUCCGGGCCGUGAGGGCCUCGAGUAUCUUCCCGAUCCUGAGUGUGAUCCUGCUCUUCAUGGGUGGCCUCUGCAUCGCGGCAAGCGAGUUUUACAAGACACGCCACAACAUCAUCCUGAGCGCGGGCAUCUUCUUCGUGUCUGCAGGUCUGAGUAAUAUCAUCGGGAUCAUCGUGUAUAUAUCAGCCAAUGCUGGAGACCCCUCCAAGAGUGACUCCAAAAAGAACAGCUACUCCUACGGCUGGUCCUUCUACUUCGGGGCCCUGUCCUUCAUCAUCGCCGAGAUGGUCGGGGUGCUGGCCGUGCACAUGUUUAUCGACCGCCACAAACAGCUGCGGGCCACGGCCCGCGCCACCGACUACCUCCAGGCCUCCGCCAUCACCCGCAUCCCCAGCUACCGCUACCGCUACCAGCGCCGCAGCCGCUCCAGCUCGCGCUCCACCGAGCCCUCUCACUCCAGGGACGCCUCGCCCGUGGGCGUGAAGGGCUUCAAUACCCUGCCGUCCACGGAGAUCUCCAUGUACACUCUCAGUAGGGACCCCCUGAAGGCUGCCACCACGCCCACCGCCACCUACAACUCGGACAGGGAUAACAGCUUUCUCCAGGUUCACAACUGUAUCCAGAAGGACAGCAAGGACUCUCUCCACGCCAACACAGCCAACCGCCGGACCACGCCCGUAUGAAGACCGUGGGAUGGGGGACCCCCCCGGGAGGCUUGGCCCGCGGGCGGGGGGAGGGACCACAGCAGCCACGGGGAGACCUUCCAUACGCAAAAAUAACAACAACAAACAAACAAACAAACAAGCAAACGAA
This is a messenger RNA of Arvicanthis niloticus (Nile rat), 1515 nucleotides long. RefSeq names its product calcium voltage-gated channel auxiliary subunit gamma 2 (gene Cacng2). The record is from RefSeq and is a predicted model, not a curated record. Lineage: Eukaryota; Metazoa; Chordata; Mammalia; Rodentia; Muridae. Gene Ontology annotation, molecular function: channel regulator activity; voltage-gated calcium channel activity. Gene Ontology annotation, biological process: neurotransmitter receptor transport, postsynaptic endosome to lysosome; calcium ion transmembrane transport; regulation of AMPA receptor activity. Gene Ontology annotation, cellular component: voltage-gated calcium channel complex; postsynaptic density membrane; AMPA glutamate receptor complex.